Molecule: messenger RNA, 1591 nt
Organism: Labrus bergylta (ballan wrasse)
Lineage: Eukaryota; Metazoa; Chordata; Actinopteri; Labriformes; Labridae
Biological process (GO): proteolysis
Molecular function (GO): serine-type endopeptidase activity
Source: RefSeq, a predicted model, not a curated record
CUGAUUUGCAAAACACUGUUCGGCUGUUGGCGACUGAGGCGUUUACCUGGAAUUUACCUGGAACCUAAUUUGGUCGAACCUGGACGCGAUAACGGAUUAAAUCGACGGUGAAAUUAUUAACAAGCGGAUUUUAUCAAAGGCUAUAAUUUAUUUCCCACCCCCCCAAAUAGUCAAGACUAUUUUUAAUGUAUUGCUUGAGUUUCGGCCACAACAUCCCAGAAGAAGAGGAGGGGGGGUAGAUUUAACGAUUUUUUUUUUUAAACCUUUUUUUCGUCGUUUAAAAGUUUUCAGAUAUUUUUUUGUUCUGGUUCAGUGGUCGUUGAAAUAAUUUUAGUGCCGCCACUUAGUUGCUGAAAUGUUACCAAAAGUCCUGUUUCCUGCCUUUUUAUGGUGCCUUACAGGUGUAGUCGUGACCUACGCCCAACAAUGUGGCCGACCUCGGGUGUUGGAGGACAGGAUAGUUGGAGGGAUGGCCGCCACAGAGGGGGCUUGGCCGUGGCAGGUGGAUGUGACUAAACAGUCAGGCACUAGUCGUCACAUCUGCGGAGGCUCCAUCAUCGCAGAGAACUGGGUCCUAUCUGCAGCCCACUGUUUCCCCAAUCCAUCAGAUUUGAGCUCAUACAUCAUCUAUGCCGGCCGGUACCAGCUGAACGGCUACAACGCUCACGAGACGGCCCAUCGCGUGAGACAGGUGGUGAUUCCGUACGGUUACGUCGAGCCUCACGGCGGGAAGGAUUUGGCGCUGGUUGAGCUGUCCACCCCUGUCACCUGGUCAGAUCAUGUCCAGCCUGUGUGCUUACCUGCAUCUGGCACCCUGUUCCCAGGUGGCAUUAAGUGCACCGUCACCGGCUGGGGGAACAUCCGGGAUGAUGUCCCUCUGGGUGGAAUUGGAACUCUGCAGGAGGUGGAGGUGCCGAUCAUCUCUCAGAGCUCAUGUCAGGAGAUGUACCAGAUGCAUCCGACAGAGCCGGUGGACAUCCUGCAUGACAUGAUCUGUGCUGGAUUCCAGAAGGGUGGCAAGGACUCCUGCCAGGGGGAUUCAGGAGGGCCGCUUGUCUGCCAGAUGGUGAACGGGACCUGGGUGCAGGCCGGGGUGGUGAGCUUUGGACUGGGCUGUGCUCACGCAAACCAGCCCGGUGUGUAUGCCAGAGUGACCAGCUACUCCAGCUUCAUUAGCGACACGAUACCAGAGAUCAGGCUGUACGGCCGAGCGGAUCAGAACUGGGGCGGGAGCGCUGCUGUGUUCAUCAGCUGUCUGUCCACUCUGCUGAUUGAGCUUCAGAGAUGAGACGACGUAAACGCUGUAAAUCUGGGAGGUAGAUCACGCACCAGGCCAAAUGAAGGAACAGAUGAAUUAUGUUUGACUUAAGUCCAAAGAUUUAAUUUCUUGAAUAGACAAACUCAUAAAACUAUACCUGAGAUGCACAUGGAGUCAUGAUGAACAUAAACAGUAAUAUAACCUUUAAUUUUAGACCUAUAACGAUGUAUUAUGAUCUUUGAUUCAGAGUACCUUUGAUAGGUUUGUAUUUUAAAUCAGAAUUAUGAGCUGAAUAAAUGAUGUGUUCUUAUUUGAAAUAAAUUGUUAAUUUGA